CUGUCAGUUUUGCUAUAACUAGCAAUUAGAAAAGUGAAAAUGGCUCGGUCGCUCAUUAAGACGUUCAUUAUUUUUGUAAGUGUUUUACAUUUCACGUCAUGUCAGCAAAUGGAUUGUACAUAUUCUGUGGGAACGUCCAACAAAUACCAAUGCAGUUUAAACGUUAACAACCCUAACGGUCUCGAUGGUUCCGUAUCGAUAGCCGGUCAUCAUUUGGGUUCAUAUGCUGAUGGUAGUGUUGGAAUCGUGAAGAUUAUUAGUGGCAUAACGAAAAAUAUUCCAUCACAGAUCUGUAAACAAUUUCCGAAUAUUGAGCUCAUCCACUUUACGAUUGCGAACAUUGAAAUCGUUUCCACAAUAAAAUGCAGUUUAGCCACAGAACUCGACUUGUCGCGCAACUCAAUCACAGGCGUAUCGAUGGACAUAUGCCAAUAUCAGCCACUAUUAACUAAAAUUGAUCUGAGCUACAACCAAAUUAAGAGCAUUUCCAGUACAGCACUAAAAAGCUGUAAGAAUCUUGUUACAUUCUACAUCCAGUACAAUAAAAUCACUGAAAUGGCUUCAACACUGUUCACCUAUGCUCCAAAACUCAGAACAUUAAAUAUCAAUGGCAAUCCAAUAACAUCGAUUCCUGAAGGACUUUUCGGAAGCGAACUAACAACGCUAGACAUGGCUGCACUACAAAUUACUGAUCUUCCACUCAAUGUGUUCCCGGCGACGAACAAACUCACUGCCUUGGGACUAGGUAGCAAUGACUUUACCCAAUACAGAACUCAGUGGUUCCAAAAUUUAAAAUCGUUGAGUCAACUGUGGCUAAAUUGGAUUCAUGCGCCGAUUCCCGCAAAUUUAUUCAAAUCGUUACCGUCGUUAUCAUAUCUGAUGAUGAUUAAUUGCAACAUUACGACGGUGAAUCGGGAAUGGUUUAGCACACUUUCACGACUGUACUUGGUGACCAUGGAACGCAAUAAUAUCGCCGAUAUUCCCGAUGGCACAUUCAUAUCGAGUGAAUUGAGUUUUGUUGAUGUUUCCCACAACAAGUUGAAGACCGUCAGAUCGAAAUGGUUUUCGAACGCAGCUAUGACGUCGUUGAGGGAUUUAGAUGUGGAGAGUAAUGAAAUCAAUUCAAUGGAUUCGUUGUUCUUUGAUACAGCUAAGAAUCUGAAUGCAUUUUCUGCCACGAAAAAUAAAUGUUACAACGGGUCGAAUAUAAUCGAUUUCCGCGAUAACAGGUCAUCAUAUAUGGCAGGGUUCAAAACGUGCAUCAAUAACUUCUAAAUGUUUUUAGUUGCAGAAGAGUUGCACAUUCAAAAUCUGGAAUUAACA
Molecule: messenger RNA, 1323 nt
Organism: Bradysia coprophila
Lineage: Eukaryota; Metazoa; Arthropoda; Insecta; Diptera; Sciaridae
Product: carboxypeptidase N subunit 2-like
Source: RefSeq, a predicted model, not a curated record